CAUGAAGAUAAGGCUUUCCUUCUUCACAAACCAAAACCCCAUCCAAAAAAAAAAAACCAGACCACCCUCUUUCUCUGUUCACUUGCAGAGAAAGCUAGCUUGUUAGUUCAGAAACAUACACUAGAUCAAAACCAUGUCUUGUUCCAAUGUGACAAUGUGGGUGUCCUCUAAGCCCUCCCUCACUGACACCUCCACCCUCUCCUUUCGGUCUUCCCUCAGCCCUUUCCAGCUUCCUUCUCAGAACUCACUCACCGGCAACCCUACAAGAUCGUCCACCGUUACCUGUGGCCUCCGUGAGCUUCGUGAUCGUAUUGCCUCUGUGUCCAACACCAAGAAGAUCACCGAAGCCAUGAAGCUUGUGGCUGCUGCCAAAGUCCGCAGGGCUCAAGAAGCUGUCGUUAAUGGAAGACCCUUUUCGCAAACUCUAGUGGAAGUUCUUUACAACAUCAAUGAGCAGCUCCAAGUAGAAGACAUAGAUGCACCCCUCACCAAUGUUAGACCUGUCAAGAAGGUCGCUCUUGUUGUUGUGACUGGUGAUCGUGGUCUUUGUGGAGGUUUCAACAAUAUGAUCAUCAAAAAAGCCGAGAGGAGGAUUGCGGAGUUGAAGUCUCUUGGCCUUGAGUAUACUAUCGUGAGUGUUGGCAAGAAGGGUAACUCCUAUUUUGCACGUCGGCCUUAUAUUCCGGUUGAUAGGUUCAUUGAAGGAACCAAUCAACCUACCGCUAAGGAAGCACAGGCCAUAGCUGAUGAUGUUUUCUCUCUUUUCGUGAGUGAGGAAGUUGACAAGGUGGAGCUUCUCUACACAAAAUUUGUGUCAUUGGUGAAGUCUGAACCUGUGAUUCACACCUUGUUGCCACUAUCACCGAAAGGAGAGAUUUGCGACAUUAAUGGCACUUGUGUAGAUGCUGCUGAAGAUGAAUUCUUCAGAUUGACAACAAAAGAAGGGAAAUUGACUGUAGAGAGAGAUACAGCCACUACAGCCACCGUGGAUUUCUCUCCAAUUCUACAGUUUGAGCAGGAUCCGGUUCAGAUUCUCGAUGCUUUGCUGCCUUUGUACCUUAACAGUCAAGUUUUGAGGGCAUUGCAGGAGUCAUUGGCCAGUGAGCUAGCUGCCAGGAUGACUGCUAUGAGCAAUGCGUCGGAUAAUGCAGUCGAGUUGAAGAAGAACUUGUCGAGGGUUUACAACAGGCAGCGCCAGGCGAAAAUCACUGGGGAGAUCUUGGAGAUUGUUUCUGGUGCCAAUGCUUUAACCUAAGUAGGUAUGAUAUGAUAUGGCCACUGCUCACGUUAUAUAUGCAGAUUUCUUCACACUUCAUUGUUACGUUUCUCAGCGCUGCGUAUAAACUUUGUGUGCACAAUGAGAAGCGCAAUCCAAAUGUUAUUUUGGUUUUGGAACCAAAUUAAGAGCAUUUCAUUCCACCACAUAUGUAUGCCAUUUUUUCUAUAUCCUAGUUAAUAAUACUAUGCUAAUGUAAUUAAGGUUUAUACAUUCCGCAACUUUGAUUCAUCAAU
Messenger RNA from Argentina anserina (silverweed cinquefoil), 1512 nucleotides. Its product is annotated as ATP synthase gamma chain, chloroplastic. NCBI's taxonomy places the organism in Eukaryota, Viridiplantae, Streptophyta, Magnoliopsida, Rosales, Rosaceae. The coding region runs from base 134 to 1255 and encodes 373 amino acids. Gene Ontology annotation, molecular function: proton-transporting ATP synthase activity, rotational mechanism. The transcript has a single exon. Gene Ontology annotation, cellular component: chloroplast thylakoid membrane. The record is from RefSeq and is a predicted model, not a curated record. Gene Ontology annotation, biological process: proton motive force-driven ATP synthesis.